This is a messenger RNA of Prinia subflava (tawny-flanked prinia), 793 nucleotides long. RefSeq names its product histone H1.11L-like. Gene Ontology annotation, biological process: negative regulation of DNA recombination; chromosome condensation; nucleosome assembly. Gene Ontology annotation, molecular function: structural constituent of chromatin; double-stranded DNA binding; nucleosomal DNA binding. Lineage: Eukaryota; Metazoa; Chordata; Aves; Passeriformes; Cisticolidae. The transcript has a single exon. The record is from RefSeq and is a predicted model, not a curated record. The coding region runs from base 36 to 650 and encodes 204 amino acids. Gene Ontology annotation, cellular component: nucleosome; nucleus.
CGGUGCGGCCGCAGCCGCGUUCACGCCGCGCUGCCAUGGCCGAGAGCGCGCCCGCGCGCGGCGCCAAGGCCGCCGCCAAGAAGCCGAAGAAGGCGGCGAGCGGCUCCAAAGCCCGCAAGCCCGCGGGGCCCAGCGUCACCGAGCUGAUCACCAAGGCCGUGUCCGCCUCCAAGGAGCGCAAGGGGCUCUCCCUGGCCGCGCUCAAGAAGGCGCUGGCCGCCGGCGGCUACGAUGUGGAGAAGAAAAACAGCCGCAUCAAGCUGGGGCUCAAGAGCCUCGUCAGCAAGGGCACCCUGGUGCAGACCAAGGGCACCGGCGCCUCCGGCUCUUUCCGCCUCAGUAAGAAGCCCGGAGAAGUGAAGGAAAAAGCCGCCCAAAAGAAAAUUUCUGCAGCUAAGCCUAAGAAGCCGGCAGCCAGAAAGCCCUCCAGCGCCGCCAAAAAGCCGGAGAAGGUGGUGACAGCAAAGAAGAGCCCCAAGAAAGCCAAGAAGCCGGUGGACAGAAAUGUAGCCAAGAGCCCGAAAAAAAUAAAGGCUGCGAAGCCCAAGAUAGUGGCGGCAGCAGCAAAGAGCCCGGCUAAGGCGAAGACGGUGAAGCCUAAAGUGGCUAAACCGAAAGCAGCCAAGAAGGCAGCUCCCAAAAUGAAGUAAGCCUCUCAGAGAGCAAACUCUUGGCUCUUAAUUUAAACCAAACGGCUCUUUUAAGAGCCACACAGUUUCUUUUAAACAACUGAAAUUAGGCUUCUGGUUCCAAAAAUUGAUGAUGUUCAUGAUUUUCGGAUAAAUUUUACUAG